AUGACAGGCAGGCUCAUGACUUCGCCGGCAGGGCCCCUUAUUCGACUAACUUACGCGAGCGGCACACCAUCGCAAAACCCCGAUCCAGACAAAACUCCAACCUACUCGCAGGUCAAGACCCCGGACCCGUCCUCUCUUGAGGGCGGAGCGCUACGUAGGGGUGGAACCCCGGUCCUUACGAGCCGUGAUAGUAUCGUAACCACCGCCUCAACGCUCGUCAUUCUACCAUGGAGUUUCAAGGUGUUUUACAGCAUUCUAUCGGACUGUGUGCCUCUGUGGGGAUACCGUCGCAAAGUCUGGAUGCUCGUCGGUUGGGCCGUACCGUCCGACCGCGGCAUUGAUCCCGCUGACUACACGCCGGAGAUAGAGGCUCGCAUCAACUUUGACGCCGGCAGCCAGGCCGGCAAGUACGUCAUGCUCAUGCUUUUCGCCGCUAUCGGCUACGUGCUGGUUGAUCAUGAGCCUGUGGAGAAGCGUGGUACGAUCCAGUCUGCAAUCUACGCUGUCCGAACAGUAUUCGUUAUCAUUGGUCAACUUUUGGUUGGUUUCUGCUUCAACAGUGAGGCGUAUGGAGUCAUCACUGCGCCAAUUAUCCCUAUUACAUGGUUCUUCAUCAAGGAGGAGAAGCAGUCAAAAGUAUCGUUCAGGAAAUACAUGAGCGAGUUGUGGAAUCUGAUUCAGAAGCGCGCAGUCUACCAGAACGUCUUCUCCAAUAUCUCGUACACUGCCAGUUCUCCGGUCCAGUCGUACAAGGUUGGUGUCACUCCGAUCAACAACACCAUCAGCGAGAUCAUUAGUAACGUGCUUUUCAUGGGUGGCAUCAUGGCUACGUCCAAGUGGGGUAUGCACUGGAGUUGGCGCAAAAUGAUUCUCUGUACGGGUAUCUUUGUAAUCCUCGCGGAUGGUAUUACGACUUUCCUCACAAUUUGGAAUUUAUUCCGUAGCCAGUGA
Phytophthora nicotianae INRA-310 is the source of this 951-nucleotide messenger RNA. RefSeq lists its product as hypothetical. Lineage: Eukaryota; Oomycota; Peronosporomycetes; Peronosporales; Peronosporaceae. The record is from RefSeq and is a predicted model, not a curated record. The transcript is spliced from 6 exons. The coding region runs from base 1 to 951 and encodes 316 amino acids.